Messenger RNA from Closterium sp. NIES-67, 3336 nucleotides. The record is from the annotation of a GenBank genome assembly. Lineage: Eukaryota; Viridiplantae; Streptophyta; Zygnematophyceae; Desmidiales; Closteriaceae.
UUCAAGGUCAAAUCAAGUCGAUUCGUUGUGGUAACCCUGCAAUGCUUCUGGCAGGCACCAGUCUGGAACGGUUGAAAUUGGCUUCUGUCCUCCUCCAAUCACAUCAUUCGCAUUUAGAGACCCAAGAUUGGCCAUGACGACCUAUUCUAGUUAGGAGUGGAUUGAGCUUUCAUGCUGGGGCGCUGGCCAAGUCUCACGCAUUUCUCAGCGGGGAAUUUAAUUCAAUAAAAGCAGCGCAGGAACAUCAGAGCGGUCGCCGCCAUGUGGCACGAGGCGCGGCGGUCGGAGCGGCGCGUGCACGAGAUGAUGGACGCGGCGAAGAAGCGCGCCGAGCGGCGGGCGGAGCAGCGCUCUCGGCGCGCGGGGGACCCGACGCAGCAGCUGCGCGUGGCGGGGAGCAAGUGCCGCGUGGCGCACGACUCCGCCGUCUACCACUCCGCGCAGGACCUCAGCGGCCUGUCUGUGACUCCCUAUCCCUCUACUGAUUCUCUCUUUUCACGGAGGCCUGUCUGUGACCCCCCUUAUCCGUCACCUCUCCUUGGAUCCAGCGGCCAUCCCGGGCUGUCUGGGACCCCCUAUCCCCUUCCCCUUUCCUUGGAUCCCCUCUCUUCGCGGAGGCCUGUCUGGGACCCCCUAUCCCCUUCACCUCUCCUUGGAUCCACAGGCUGUUGUUAACCGUACCAACACGGCCUGUCUGUGACCCCUAUCCCUCAACCGAUUUGCUACUAGCCGAGGCUUGUCUGUCUCCUUGGCUUGCCGUUCUCUUCUCCGCGUCUCCCCCCUCCCCCCUCCCCUCUUUCCCGAUCCCCGCUCCCCGCGUGGCGCACGACUCCGCUGUCUACCGCUCCGCGCAGGACCUCAGCGGUCUGUUUGUGUCCCCUAUCCCUUCGCCCCCUCCCUGGAUCCACGGCCGCCCCGUGCACCCUAUUCCCCUGCGCAUCUCCCCCUCCCCCCCCCCAUUUACUAUACCGCACUGACAUUCCCCCUCACCCCCCUUUUCCCCCCCCUCUCCCCACCACCCCUCUCCUCCCCUCCCCCCUCGCUGUCUCCCUCUACCGUUCGUUUCUCGCCUCACUUUUCUGUUCUGAGGAAGCCCUUUUCUGCCAUAACCAGGCUAAAGAUAGACUUCUUUUCGAUCCCAUCCCAAUGCUCCUUCUGUGUCCAACUCCUUUCUGCUACCUUCCGUUGUUCUUGUGCUCAGAGCACAGAGCACAGAGCACAAGGGCGUUCUCCCUGUUUCCGCUCUGUUCUCUCUCUGUUCUCCCUGGUUCCGCUUUUGAGGCGCCUCAAAAACGCCUUCCCUUGUUCUUGUGCUCUGGUUCUCUCUCUGUUCUCCCUGGUUCCGCUCGUUGCCGCGCCUCUCCCUUCCUCCAGCAUCCCUUGGAACAACAGAGAGGACACGCUCAUAGACAGGUUUGAUGGUCGAGCCAUGCUGGACUUUAUUCGGGAGUAUGACCCUCGCAGGCACGCAGGCAGGGAGAGGACAGAGCAGGAGGAGGAGGAAGAGGAGGCGUGCAACUUUGAGCGGUACAGGGAUCUAGUGCGACUGGGCUGGCACACAAAGACUGAGGAGGAAGGAUUACACCAGGUGGAACGAGAGAUGGAGGCGAGAGCCCACGCCCAGCUUAAAGCCAACAGGCCGAAACUACCAGCUGCACCAGCAGCAGCAGCAGCAUCAUCAGGAGGAGCACCAGCAGCAGGCAAGGGGGCUUAUGCAAACGUGGCGUUCUCUUACGGGGGUAGUGACAGUAACGCAGGUGACUGUAACGAGGAGGAGGAUGAUGAGGAUGAGGACGAGGAGGAGGAGGAAGAAGGGGAGGGGAACGAGGGGGAGGGGGGGGAUGUGGAGGAAUAUGGGUGGAUGUCGGCCAGUGGGCGGCAGCGUUUGGCAGAUAUGGCGGAGCGGUACGGCAUAGAGGAGUAUGGACGGCACAUGGAUGCGGCAUUGGCUGCGGUGGAGAAGGAAAAGAGAGCGAGACAGAUGGCAGGCAAUGAUUCGCGCCUAUCACGCAAGCAGCGGCGGAAAAUAGCCAGGCAGGGGAAGGAAGGGGGAGCGCAGGGGAAGGGGGAGGGGUGGAAGCAGCAGGCGUUGGCGCGGGUGGGGGGACAGACAGAGAGGCAGGGGCUGCAAGAUGAUAGGGGGAGAGGUAGGGAGCGAGACGGGGAGAAAGACCGAGAUUGGGAUAGGGAGAGGGAGAGGGAAAGGUGGGAUAGGGAUAGGGAUAGGGACAGGGAUAGGGAUAGGGAUAGGGAUAGGGAUAGACGGAGCGAUAAGGAAAGGUGGCGAGGGGGCGACGGGACAAGGGACUCUGGAGGCAGUGGGGAAAGGGAGGGCGGAGUUGAGUUUAUCACUCAGUUUGGGGGGGAGGCAAGGGGGGAUGGGGAGGAGGGCAGCAGGGGCAGGGAGAAGGAGAGGAGGAGAGAGUACAGGGAGGAGCAUUUUGAAAGUAGAGGCUUUGCUGCCUCCCCUUUGCCUGCCUCUUCCAAGCAACCACCAGCUGUCAGCCGGCGCUCUCUCGGGUCAUCCGCACUGCCUCGAGCUGCAGGGGAGGGGAAGGGGCCAGGCAAGGGAGCGGAGGGAGGGGCGAAGGAGACCCCUCAGGAGAGGCUGAAGCGGCUCAUGGCACGCCAGUUGAACAAACACAUCAAGAAGGAUACGGCAGCUGAGAACGCGAGGAAGCAGGAGCAGGAGAGGGUGAAGCGGGCCAAGCUGGAGGAAACUCGGCGCGCUGCUGCUGCCAGGUACAGAGACAGGAGCAGGAGCAGGAGCAGGAGCAGGAGCAGGGACAGGAGUUGGAGUAGGGACAGGGGCAGAAGCAGGAGCAGGAGCAGGAGCAGAGACAGGAGCAGAGACAGGAGCAGGGACAGGAGUAGGGACCGAGACAGGAGCAGGAGCCGGAGCAGAGACAGGAGCAGUAGGGGAAGAAGCAGAAGCAGGAGCAGGAGCAGGAGCAGGAGCAGGAGCAGGAGCAGGAGCAGGAGCAGGAGUAGCAGCAGGAGCAGGGGCAGGAGCAGAAGGAGCAGAAGUUGGAGCAGGUAGCACAGCUUAGAUUGAACGCAGUUGAAGCAGGAGUAGAAGCAGGAGCAUUAGCAGGGGCAAGGGCAGGGGCAGGGGCAGGGGCAGGGGCAGGGGCAGGGGCAGGCCGCAGGGGCAGGAUGUCAAUCUAGGAUGAGCCGGUACCCCAUUCCAGAAUAAGCCCAUAGCUCAGCCGAGAGAAGAUUCUGAUGUGAGGCGUGACAGAUUGUUGUGGUUCCUCCUAUGAUAGUAGACAAGAUGCUAAGGCUUAUCCACAAUGGAUGUGAUGCUUAUAUUGCUUGUACCAUAGCCUUCUUUCA